CAACUUUCACACGCGUCUUUGCAUUCAAAGCUCUCAAACCCUUUCUUCCUCUUCAUUGUCACUCUCAAGAAAACCAAAGAUGAUUUCAAACCCUAACCCUAACCCUAACCCUAAUAUAAAAAUCUAACCUUUUCCCCAAUAUUCUCUUGACCGUUGUUGUUCUCUGCUUUGCUUUAUUCUCUGUGAAACCCAUCUUGCUUUUCAUACAUCUUUGUCUAUCUUUUUGCUGCUUUUGUUCUAGCUUUGUGCAAUGGCAGUGAAGAAAGGAGAGGAAGGAGGAGAAGGUGAGGGAGAAGUGGGAGAGAGUGGUGUUGUGAUGGUAGUAGCAAGUUCUGUUGAGGAGGAGAAGGAGAAGGAACAGGAGGUUGGCCAUCCUUUUGAUUUCCAUGUUUGUGGACCUCGCAACAUAUCUGCUCCUAAUUGGAAGGAUCUCAUUCGCUCUAGCUGGAGAGAUGCUAGGUACAAAAGGAUGGUGAUAGCAUGCUUCAUUCAAGCAGUUUACUUGUUAGAACUAGACCGGCAAGACGAAAGAACAGAAGACAAUGGCCUUGCUCCAAAAUGGUGGAAACCCUUCAAAUACAAGCUUGCAAAAGCUCUAGUAGAUGAAAGAGAUGGAUCCAUUUACGGCGCAAUCCUAGAAUGGGACAGAUCUGCAGCCCUUUCUGACUUCAUACUCAUGAGACCAAGUGGCGCUCCCCGUGCCGUCUUAGCACUUCGAGGAACAUUACUAAAGAGCCCAACAAUUAGAAGAGAUUUGCAGGAUGAUCUUAGAUUUCUAGCUUGGGAAAGCCUCAAAGGAUCAGUGAGGUUUAAUGGAGCAUUGGAAGCACUGAAAUCAGUUGUCGAUAAGUAUGGUAGCAGCAAUGUAUGUGUAGCUGGUCAUUCAUUGGGAGCAGGAUUUGCACUCCAAGUAGGCAAAGCAUUGGCCAAACAGGGAGUGUUUGUGGAGUCUCAUUUAUUCAAUCCACCCUCUGUUUCAUUGGCAAUGAGUAUGAGAAUCAUCGGUGAAAAGGCGGCAUAUUUCUGGAAGAGAAUUAAAGCAGCAUUGCCAUCAAAUGCCGAUGUUCUGAUCGAAGGUAAAGAAGAGAAGGCUUCUCCCUUUAGUGAUGAAGCCAAGAAAUGGGUGCCGCAUUUGUAUGUGAAUAACAGCGACUACAUUUGUUGUUAUUACACUGAUCGUACUGGAGAAGCAGGGCCCGGAGAUUCAGCUAUAGAUAACGGAAGGGAGAACAGUGGCGCUGGAGAUGUCGCCGCAAAGCUGUUUGUGAUGUCUAAGGGACCUCAGAAGUUCCUUGAAGCUCAUGGAUUGCAGCAAUGGUGGUCUGAUGAUAUGGAACUUCAACUGGCUUUAAAUCAUAGCAAGCUUAUUAACAGACAAUUGAGGUCAUUGUACAACACUCCACCUCCUCAACUUUUGGUGAAGUCAUGAGGAUUGGAUUCUUUUCUUGCAUUGCUUUGGUAUCAUGUUAAAUUUUACUUCUUUUUCAUUAUGAUUCAAGGAAUUCUGCAGUUUUGAUCA
Molecule: messenger RNA, 1519 nt
Organism: Dioscorea cayenensis subsp. rotundata (Guinea yam)
Lineage: Eukaryota; Viridiplantae; Streptophyta; Magnoliopsida; Dioscoreales; Dioscoreaceae
Product: GDSL esterase/lipase At4g10955
Exons: 2
Coding region: 251-1429 (392 amino acids)
Biological process (GO): lipid metabolic process
Source: RefSeq, a predicted model, not a curated record